This is a messenger RNA of Ogataea philodendri, 849 nucleotides long. RefSeq lists its product as uncharacterized. Bases 1 to 849 code for a protein of 282 amino acids. Gene Ontology annotation, cellular component: endoplasmic reticulum membrane. Gene Ontology annotation, biological process: ceramide biosynthetic process; ceramide catabolic process. The transcript has a single exon. The record is from RefSeq and is a predicted model, not a curated record. Lineage: Eukaryota; Fungi; Ascomycota; Pichiomycetes; Pichiales; Pichiaceae.
AUGGUAUUUUUUGACUAUCCUGACAAGUUGCCAGACUCGUAUGUGGGUUUUUGGGGCCCUGUUACCGCCACCAUUGAUUGGUGUGAGGAAAAUUACAUUCUGUCGCCAUACAUUGCAGAAGUGGUAAACAGUUUCACCAACUUUGCGUUCGUUGCCUUGGCUAUUUAUCAUCUGUAUAGCACCUACAAGAACCAGUUUGGAGGACUGUACGUCUACAUUUCUCUUGGAUUUGCUUCUGUUGGAAUUGGUUCAUUUUUGUUCCACAUGACAUUGCUCUACGAAUACCAGUUGAUGGACGAAUUGCCAAUGGUCUAUGUGACAGCAUUACCCUUUGGGUACAUUUUCAGUUGGAACCAGCCUCCAGUUAAGAGAUAUCUAUGGAGAAUCGGAACUUUCGUCGUUACUGCCCUGUUCACUUAUAUUUACAUCUUUGUGCAUAGAGACCCUACGAUCCACCAGAUAUUCUAUGCUAUUUUGAACUUUGGUGUUAUCUACAAGACAAUUAAGACAAUCCAUUCAGUGGUGACCGACCCUGCUUCUAGAAAGACUUUAUACAAGAUGCUGGUGUUGGCGGUGUCGUUAUUUAUCUUUGGAUUUUUCAUCUGGAACAUGGAUUUUGUCCUGUGCUCGCAACUGACCGACGUUCGUCGUAACAUUCUUGGUCUGCCACUUGGUGUCUUCACAGAGGGCCAUGGAUGGUGGCACAUCUUCACUGGUCUCGGAGUUUAUUAUUUUAUUAUUUACAACCAGAUCCUGUCCACUUGGAUGUCGGGACGCCAAGAUAGUUAUAAAUUGGUCUGGCACGGUAUAUUUGCUGAGGUUCAACUCCAAAAGGAGAAGGAUGAGUGA